UAGUGCAGUGUGUGGUCAUGUGACUACUGCGCAGCAUGACCAAUUUAGUUUUGAGCAAGGUGUUAUGUGGUAAAGUGGAUAGCAUGCAGUAUAAACCAUUUUUUCCCUGGGGUCCUCUUGUGAAAGUUUUUGCCUGGGACUAGAGUUCCAGCUAACACAGAAUGUUUUGUCAACAUUAAAUUGCCACUAGUCUUGGCAACAGCAUUUUGAGAAUGUUUUGUGUUGGCUGGGAUUCUAGUUUGCUAAUGCCUUGGGGGAGAGCUUCCAAGUCUUCCGCCUGCAUCGGGUGGUGCAGGGCACCUGUUAAGGUUGUUUAAACAGUGGGCAUGUUAUCAGUCAGCAUGCUAUCAGUUGAUGGAACAGAGAACACUGCCAAGGGAAGAUGCUGUUUGUGUUGGUUGCAAGAGACUUUUAAGGUAACUAGGAAACAACAGUCUCUGUUGACAUGGCACUGCCUCUCGUUGUCUUUUAAUGUGCAUAGAAACAUAUUACAUAUAGAUAAAUGGCCCUGAUUAUAGAGAAGGUGCAUUCUUCUUCUUUGUCAUGCGAUUGUUGAUUUUCAGAAAGAAAGUCAUGUUCAGAAGCGGGUCUAGGUAGCCAUGCACAGAUGCAUUUGCAAAGCAUUCUCCAAACACAAGCUGGCCACUGGGGCAUGAGCCAUGGCAACAGUGCGAUUCCCCAGUUGUAAAAAUCAGGAAGUGGCUGAUCGAAAAAACAUCAGAUCCUCCCCUCCCAUUGGCUGUGGUUACCUGUGUUUUUGCACUGGUCACAUGAUUUCAAUCUCAGUGUCUCAGCUGUUGGGUUCCCAUCCGUCUCGGUGCAGUCUUGACACCCCCGCCCUUUUCAGUAAACAUGGAAUGUGUGCCCCACAGCACGAUUUAUGUCAUUGCAAAGACAAGCAACACACAACACCUGUCCUUAUGUCCUAGCAAUAUGAUGAUAUUGCCGAAUGGUGAUCUUGUUGUGAUGGGCCUGCCUCAUUGCUAUAACAAGCUGGUCUGAAACGGCUGCUAACUGUGGCUUGGUGCACAGGGUUUCUAAAUUAUUGACUUAUAACAGCUCUUGCCCCAGAGAGACCACACACAGUCAACCAGAGCUUGUACCGUUUGUUAGAGGUCCUGCCCAAGUUGUCGCCAUGGUCCCUUUCUGGCAUUUGAUUGGUUCAAACCCAUUCUGGAAUUUGAUUGGUUCAAAUGUUUGGCAAUAGGAUCAGUUAGAAUUGAUUUCUAAUGGCUGGGAUUGAUGCAUUGUCUCCAUACCAGAAUCAUAUUGUGUGGUUUUGAGGCGGUACCGUGGGUUGCUCUGCCACACAACUGAUCGGAUUCCUGCCUUUGUAAUGUAGAAGUUCCCAAAAGACACAACAUAGGCUACAUUUUACCAAAUGAUGUCCCUGCACUGUCCAGAAAAGAUUAGCAAUGCAACUCUGACGUGCACUGGGUAUGUUGGAAUUUGGCUGUGUUUUUAACCAUUUUCAUUUCCAUUGGUGUGGAAGGGCCCUGCUAUCACUCCAGUUGAGGUGAAUGAAAUUGAAACUUGCCAAAUGAAACUCAUCUUAAGCAAAAGGCCGUUGUAUUGCGUUGUGGGAGCUGCUUGUGCCAGCGGCCCUGUGGGAAGAGUUGUUGUGCACAGCGUGCGUAGCGUGACAGAGGCAAGGCCUGCCAGCGUGUUUCCUGUUGAAACUCUGAUAGGCCCCAGCAUGCAGCUCAAACAUGGCCACCGCUCUAACCACAAUUAAUCAGCUCAUUUAUGUCUCAAAAGAAUACACAUCUCAGUCACACUGCAAUGCUUUUCCGCCCUUAUCUGAAUGUCCUUCCUCUCGCAUUAGAUGCAUGUCUGCUGUUGCUGUGGAUAAUCAUGUUACCAACAUAAAUCAAAGAGGGCGUGGAUGUCUGCAUAAUUAGAGAUUUCAUAGUUUUUCUUUCUUGACCCUUUAGUCUGGUUAAUGUCAUGUCUCGUGGUUGGUACUAAUUUGCAGUGUAAAUCUGGUUCCAGGAGGCAUUGCUGUAUACGGGCUCCUAAAGUGGAGCAUGUGAGUGGCAGAGCGGGCUUCAUGGUCAUCUUGUAAUCAGCAGGAACAUGUACUCUGAAGGCUCUGAUAAGCAGUUGAGGGAGGAUGGGGAACUGGAAGAUGGAGAAAUAGACGACGAAGGGAUAGGCAUUGAAGAGGAAGGAAAAGAAAUCAAAGAAGAGGAUGACAAAAAGGAGAAGGAGCGGGAGAGGGAUGACAAAUCUCGCAGGCGCUCGAGAAAGAGGUACAGGAAAGCAAGAGAAAAGAGGAGGUCUAAGAAGAGGAGACGAGACCGGCAGAAAAACCACUCCCCCUCCAGCUCGGACAGUUCGGACAGCUACGAGUCCGAUCACGAGCGCUCGGAGCGGCCCAAGAGCAAGAAGAACCAGGGCCCGUACCGGGACUAUGACAACAUGUUCUCUCAGCAUAGCCAGUCCGGUGGGGGACACGGCAAACUGCAGAGAACCGGCUCACACAAAAACAGCGACUACGACAAGUUCAGCGACUACAGCGAGGACAGGUAUGACUAUGAGGCUGAGGAAGACGACUUCGCCGACGACGGGGGCCACUAUCGACAGGGCAAGGAGUGCCCCGCCUACAGCAAAGGAGGGCCCUCCAAGGAGCAGAUGAAGAGGCCCAACAUGAAGGGCGUGCAGAAGCAGCAGUACAUGGGACCGAAGGGGAGAGGCCGGGGCGGUGUGGGCCGGGGGCGCGGCAUGAUGAACAAGAACAAGAAGCAGAAAGGCAAGAACUGGGGACGCGGGCGUGGCCGGGGCCUCGACCAGGCUGGGGACGGCAUGAAGGAGGACGGGAAGGGCCCGCCCCCCUUCCAGAAGAAACGGCCAAUCAUGACACAGGAGUUCAUCAAUCAACACACAGUCGAACACAACGGAAGAUACAUCUGCAAGUAUUUCCUGGAGGGAAGAUGCAUCAAAGGGGACCAGUGCAAGUUUGAGCACGACCUAGUCGUACCUGAUAAGAAGAAGGAGCUUUGUAAAUUCUACAUCCAGGGGUACUGCAGCAAGGGGGACAACUGCAUCUACAUGCACAGUGAAUACCCAUGCAAGUUCUUUCACACGGGAGCCAAGUGCUUUCAGGGAGAAAAGUGCAAGUUCUCCCACGAACCGCUGAACGACGUGGCCCGAGAACUUCUGGACAAGGUCCUGAACACGGAGGGGGAGGCUCUGAACGAGGACGAGCAGGAGGUAGAGGACCUGCGGAAGCAGGGCAUCGCCCCCCUGCCCAAACCGCCCCCUGGGGUGGGACUUCUGCCCACGCCCGGACCCAGCAGCCCCCAGGACGGCAAGAAGAUCCCCUCCCUGUUUGAGAUCGUGGUCCAGCCCACUGUGGACCUGGCACAGAAGAUUGCACUCAGCAUGCCCAAUUUCUACAACAGCUCCUCCCCCACCGAAGCCCAGUUCCAGGGGAACGGCCCCCCGCCCCAGUUUCCCGAGGAGGGGCAGGGCUCAAACACAAUGCCCCCCGUGCCCAACGGGCCCCCCGUCCCCCCUCCAGGCUCGCCUCUCCCCCACGGGGGGCCGCCCCUCCCCCAGAGCCCGCCCGGGCAGCCCCCACCACACAGCUUCCACCAGGGGCCCCCCAUGAACCCCCCACCUCCAGGACAGCUCGCCGGCUUCCACGCAAAUCUCCACGGCAACCGCCCGCCCCAGCAGAACCAGCAGGGACCCCCGUUCCCACCGCCGCCAGACAUGCCGAUGCAGAACAUGCCGUACCCGGCCGCACCCCCCAACUCCACCGAGUUCUUUGGCGGUUACUACAGUAACCAGGCCAUGGGCCCUGGAGACGGGCUCCACCAGGAGCAGCUGGCCUACGGCUGCUCCCAGGAGGCCCCGCAGGGGCCCGGGGAGGCGGACGGGGCGGUGCAGGUGCCCGACUUCCUGCCGGCGGUGCAGAAGGCCCUCUUCCUGAGGCUGAGUCAGAAACAGCAGGAGGGGGAAGCCCCGGCGGAGGAGGGGAAAGGACAGAGGAGGGGAAGCAGAGACAAAGAUGAAGCCACUAACUGGUACUCCAGCGAUGAGGAGGAUGGGAACAGUAUGACGGCCAUCCUCCGGUCGCUGAAGAAACAGAACGAAGCGAUGAAGCAGCAGCAGCAGCCUCCCACAAUGCACCAGGCCGCACCCCCUGCCGGGCUCUGUGACCCCCGUCUCCACAAAGACCGGGCCCCGCCCAGCGACCCCCGCAAGGCCGACCCACGGCAACGUGCGGCAGAGAUGAGGAAGGGCGCGGAGACGACCUCUGACCCCAGGCUGGUCCGAGACCCCCGGAAGAUGAGGCCCCCCGAGCCCAGCACCCCUAAAGCAGACGGGGGGCACCACCCCCACCCCCACCCCCACCCCCUGCACAGACCCCGCAGCACAGAGGACGAGGAGGAGGGGGAGAGAGAGCCGCGGGAGAAGGCCCUCAUCAUCCCACUGGAGCCCCGCCCGGGCGUGGCCCUGAAGGACCCGCGCUGCCAGGUGAAGCCCUUCAGCCACAUCCGCGUGGACAUCAUCCUGUCGCGCCCCGCCUUCGCCCACACCGUGGUGUGGGCCCCGGAGGACCUCAUCCCCCUCCUCAUCCCCAAACAGGAGCCCUCCAUCAACCUGCCCCUGCCCCCCCUAAUCGCCGACGCCCGGCUCAACCGCACCCUGGGGGGCCCGCUGGUGGAGUCCCCCGCCCCCCCGCCCCCCCUCGACCCCCGCCUGGCCGCGGCGCGCCUGAAAGAGGGCGUGGGCAGGGUGGGGUUCACCGGGAGGAGCCUGGAGCUGAAGCACCCCCCGGAGAAGCCCCUGGACCCCCGAAUCAGCCGCUCCGUCAGCCUGGACUCCAAGCUCCCAGCGCUGAGGGAGGCCGCCCCGGCCGGGGCCCUGGACCCCAGGCUCCUGAGGGCCACCUCUGCGGGCACCUCCGCCCCCACCACACCCGUUAAGCCAGAGCCUGAGAAGCUGCCCCCCUACGCCCCCCGGCUCUCCUCCUCUGGAGGGGGGCUGGAGAGCCCCACUGCCCUCUUGGGAGGGAUCAGCCUGUACGACCCCCGGAACCAGACCCCUGCGCAGCCCCCUCGGGAGGAUGGGGUGGAGACCCCCAAAAAGCCAGGGAUCCUGAAACAAUCCUCCACCAAGCCGCCGCUGUCACCAGCACACACGGGCGGGGCCGCACACAACGCCCCGGCCUCCGAGAGUCCCUCAGAGGCCCCUGCGGGGGGGCAGGGGGCCCUCAGGCUCCAGUCCCCCUCGGCCCCCACCUCACCACUCCCAGCCCCUGCCGUCCACAACCUGCCGAUCCAGGCCCUGGCAGGGUUGAUACGGCCCCCUUACGCUGACCCCCGACAGGCCAAACCGCUGGGACAGCCAGCAGGGCUCCAGGAGGACGGGGACACAGCCGAGGAGCCCGACGACCGACCCCUGAAAGACGUUUUCAAGACCUUCGACCCCACAGCUUCACCUUUCUGUCAGUAAAACAACCCUGUAACUAUUAUUAUGAAUUAACAAAACGUCUGUCACAGACUCUGUGUGAGUCACCUCACCCCAAGUAACUUUAUUGACCAUUAUAUAUUUAUUUAUUCAGUUGUAUAUAGAAACAAGGAAAACAUUUAAGAGUAAGUUGUAUACGCACUUAUGUGUUGAUGAAAGGCAGCCAUUGACACUCUCCUGGUCGACACUCAGUGUUGCCAUGAUGACUUUUGGUUUGCUAUUGCGGCGCCUGCUCCACCAAUGACGUUGCAGGAUUUUUAGAACAUGACGCGCUGGCUUGAUUCAGACUUGGUUGGUGUACAGCUAUCAUGGGUGUAUAAUGUAUGUGGUGGGUACAGUAAAAUUUUAUUUUGUCAGUCACAUAGUGUAUCAAAGAGAUGCUAUUAUCUUAUUAAAGGUACAGUAUUAAGGGUUUACCUUUUUGUGUGUGGAACAAAAGCAUAAGAAGAUGUUUAAGAAACUGCCACUUUUAUAUUACUGUACAGUGUUUAGCUUAUAAUUAGGCAAGAUGCAACAAAUCUACCAGAACGAAAAGUAAAAAUAUUCUCUUUUAUCCUCUGCACUCCAUUUGUACAACACCAGUACUAUGACACUUUUGCAUUUGUGAUUGCACACCAUGACAAUGAAGAAUGUUGGAACGGUCGGAGCCCUGGUUUGUUUAAUUCAGAUAUUAUGUACAAUACUGUGUUGCUGUACGGUGCUACUUCUGUUUGACAUGAGUGGCAUUUUCCCUGUUCUCCAGUCUCACCUGAUAAGGCACGUUGUAAAUGGCUUCUUUUGUAUGAUAAACACAGUGCUUGUUAUGAACCUCUUCACAAUUUGACCUUUUGUUGUUGCAAUGGUUGUGAAAUGAUCUGAUCAGAAAGGAAAAUCAAAACAAAUUGUGUUGCGUUGAAACUUUUAUAAAUAACUGUCCUCAAUAAAUGACUACUGUAUA
Molecule: messenger RNA, 6418 nt
Organism: Conger conger (European conger)
Lineage: Eukaryota; Metazoa; Chordata; Actinopteri; Anguilliformes; Congridae
Product: zinc finger CCCH domain-containing protein 6
Exons: 12
Coding region: 2077-5466 (1129 amino acids)
Biological process (GO): negative regulation of DNA-templated transcription
Cellular component (GO): nucleus
Molecular function (GO): RNA binding; metal ion binding
Source: RefSeq, a predicted model, not a curated record